Messenger RNA from Limulus polyphemus (Atlantic horseshoe crab), 3426 nucleotides. Its product is annotated as protein giant-lens-like. The transcript has 4 exons. The record is from RefSeq and is a predicted model, not a curated record. The coding region runs from base 107 to 874 and encodes 255 amino acids. NCBI's taxonomy places the organism in Eukaryota, Metazoa, Arthropoda, Merostomata, Xiphosura, Limulidae.
CGCUCAAGCGAACCUACAGAUAACGAUUGCACAUCACGUGGUGUCUAGCUUAACAGCCGAUCUGCCGAGAUUCGCUGAACCAAUUACAAAACAGUGAAAGUUCGAGAUGAUUCGGUGGGUACCACACAAACGCGAACUGGUGCAACGCAAUCAUAGAUGUCAAAUGAUUGUCAUCCUAUUCAUUGUGGAUUUAAUGGUCACUGUUACGGCCAGCAAAUUACCUCUUACUUUUCGUCAUGGACAUAAGCCUCCAUUCCCAAUUUUGUAUCAAACGGGGAAUUCGGAGGAAGACCUUCCUGAAUGUGGACAGUGGUCAGUGUGUAAUAGAGUCGAUACGUACUCCACGCCGUGGGUUGAACGUCGAUGUCGAUGUCCAGGCAAAAAGUCGUGUUCCUUGUCCUUAGAUGACCAAGAUGGCCACACAGUUGUAUCAAAAACUCGCCAAUAUAAAGUCUGCGAAUCAGUCCGAAAGUUACCGAUAUGUAAAUAUAUUCGUGAUGUCACGUGGACUUAUGUUGAAAACCCCGACAACUCGACAGAGCAAACCAUUCAUUGUGUCUGUCCCAAGAAAAGCUCCCCUUACAUCAUCAAACGGCACUCGUACUCAACAUCGAAAGGGACAGCACAUAGGUACUCGUUUGCCUGUUCACCUCAAACUUCAUUGCUGUGUCAAAGAAAAGAGCCGUGCCGUCUCUUCUCUGUAAGAAAGAGAUCUGAAGUUGAAGAUGUGAAUACGGACAUUUUGUGUCAUUGUCCUCAUAGCUACACUUGUCCAGACAACCACAAGGAUUCACCCGUUAUUUUAGAACCCAGCUAUCACGGAAGCCAAACACGAACUUACAGUGGCUACUGCACGUUGGAUGUAGACCGAUAACCUCCUUCAAGUCUCAGGACAGUGUGCGCAGCAGCACAGAAUACCCUAGAAUGACGUCACUCUGUAUACCAAGCAGUGAGGGUGGACACAUUCCAAGGCCUAUAGGAGAAGUCCAAAGUUACUUAGGCCUAUAGGAGACGUCUAAAGUUACUUCUAAUGAACUAUAUUUUACAAGAACGUUGUUCACAACGUCUCAACAAAAUACGGAAAUGUUUAUGCACCAAAGAAGGGUUUACACUUGAAGGUUAGGACUUAUCUCAGGAAAAUUACGUUUUGAAUAGACGAUCGUUGAUCAACCUGGCCAGACACGGAUUUGGUGAGUGAAGACAAAUAAACGGUUACCUCGAACACAAAGAUGUUAAGAAGAUUCAAAGGACUUACAGUCCAAAUUUUAUACAACUCAUAAAACCGAUAUUGGACUUACAUUUGGUAGUUUUAAUGAGUUUAAUUAUUAUUUCAAGAACGGACAGACCGAUUUUAAAAGAACAUGCAAUUAGUUUUGAGAUUUGAGUUUAAGUUAUCGAUGUUAAUAUUAGAGUAGGCCUGACUGUUAAAAUUCAAAUAUAAAAAAUAUAAUAAUAAACAUUUAUUUAAAAAGUAUAUAAAUACCUAGAAAUACAAAUGAUUAGCAUAAAAAGUACACCCGAAAAAAACAACAAAAAACGAUUGAAUUAGAUUUCAAAUAUUCAGUAGGUUUCACCGUUAUUAAAAUAUCCGCACAAUAACAAUACAGAUAGUUCUAUAGUAUCCACACCAUUACAAUAAAUACAGACCUAAAGUUACUACACCAUAACCGUAUAGAUAGGACUAUACCGUAACAAUAACGAUUAACUAUAUGGUGUAACAGCUAUUUGUUUGUUGUUAUUGUUUUGUUUAUUAAGUUCUGGUUAAAGCAAACUACUUAUAGAGAUCAGAACUAAAAGGCAACUCAUGUUGGUCAAAGAGGAAUAUGCAAUGUUAUAGACAAAAAUGUACAAUGAUUAGAAAGAAAUAACCUCACAGUUCAGGCCUUCUACCAUAGUCCCAUAAAAACGUAUGGAUAAAAUAAAGAAUUUGUGACACGAAAGUAUUAUUUGGAGAACGUACCAAAAAGUCAUAAAUCUCAAAAUCAUUACAUCAUGUUUUUUUUUAGUUUGAUAUAUAUCUUAUGCUUCAGCGUUUAAAUACAUGGACUUAAAAGAUCAUAAAAUAGGCCUUCCCUUUAAUAAAAACUGCGUUUCGAUAGCGGCAGUAGAUCAAAACUUUAUCACAUUCUCCUAACUUACCCACAUAAUUUCCUAAUUGUUUCACACCCCUGUAAAUUAUGUGUUCACUAUAUUUCAUUUUUUUCACAGAGAGAUUAUAAUUUUAAAAGUUGAUUUCUGCUAUUCACUAUUAUUGCUACAUCCAAUAUACCUAAGAAAGUCUACAAGCCUAGCUGCACUUGACAAUAUUACGCCAAUAACCAACCACAAGUAAUUUUAAAAUUUAAAUCCUGUUAAACGCAACAGGAGCUAAGCAACCAGGAAUUUAAUUGAAGUAAAUUAUAAUUUAUAAUACAUGGUGUUAAAAACAUAAUUCUGAUUGUUGUAACAUAAAUAAAAUUAAUGAAAAUUUACACUUCACCAACUUAAUGCAGUACACACUGUAACAGUUGUUGCUAUGCAAUUUUAUAGUAUAAAUAAUGUCUCAACCACAACUAUGUCGUAUUUCAGUCGGACUGAAGGGCCCUAGUAAUGGACAUGGAUAUAGUGGAUAUCAUGUGGUUAGUACGUUAUUAUACACACUCUUCUUGCACUCAAGUUAUUAUUCACAAAAUACGUAAGAAAUCAGAUGCUAAUGUGUUUCAAGAGGUUCAUAGUUGCCAGUUAAACUCUUCUAUUUAAGUAAUAAUAAUUUGUCUACACUCUUAGCAUGAAAUAAUCAAUAAAUCAGUGACCACAUUGUCACAGUUCUGUAAUUAGAUACAAGGAAAUUCAAACAGUAACGAGAAAAGCCCCCGUAUACUAACAUAAUUAUAUUGUGUACAUAUGGAGGUUAGAAACUUAGUAUAGUUAGAGAGUUUUAUAAAUGUCACGUUCAUGACAUAAGACAAAAGCCGCGAAAUAGUUGAACUGAAAAUCAAAAUGUGGGAAUGAACAGGAAAAAUGGGAAUUUGACCAAAAAUAGGAAGAAAAGUUUUGAAAAUUAGCUAAACAAGGGCAGUGGAAAGUCUGUUAGUUGUGUAGAACAGUUUAGGAUAUGUUGGUCGUAAUCCUAAUAAUACCAGUUCGACAAGAUGAGGUGAUUUAGGUGGCUAAUUCUGUUUUUAUACCAACAGCCAUACUCUGACGGUUCUAUAACAUACAAUUUCUAGUGUAUAUAAACGUGUCCUAUUGUUGAAAGUUUUGUACAUAUUUUUUUAUACAUAUAAAGCCAAUAUAAUGUCACUAUAUAGCUUCUUUUGUGAGAGUUUGAACGUUUUAACCCACGCUGGGGUCUUGAAAGAGGUACCCCAAUUUGUCCACUUCUCAAUUACUCUACGCACGAAUAUAUAUAUACACACACACACACACACACACCAGUGUUUGAUU